Molecule: messenger RNA, 447 nt
Organism: Heterotrigona itama
Lineage: Eukaryota; Metazoa; Arthropoda; Insecta; Hymenoptera; Apidae
Source: the annotation of a GenBank genome assembly
AUGAGAGCUUCCGGCGAUGGUGGACGAUACUGCGGCAUAGACUCAAAAGUUACGUUCAAAAAAGAUUUCAAGACGCUGAACGAAAUAAUGUUUGGAUGGGACAAAUUUAACAGUGUAAUGCUAUUUCUUUUCAUACUUCUCUUUCUUAUUUGGGCUGUAAUAUUCUUUGCGUCGUACGAUAUGGAUUACAAAGAUCAUGGAGGUCAUGAUCAUGGGGAUCAUUCAAGCAUGAUGAAUUUCAUGGUACCUGAGAAGGCAAUUUCUAAAACAUCAGACGAGAAUUCCAAGUACUUUUUCGAGAAUUUUGCAAAAAGGAAAAGAGGAUCACAACUGGCUAUACUUGGGAUAUCUCCUGUCAGUGACAAAACAAUUCAUAUCGGUGUAACAAGCAUAUCGAAAAGCGUCAGAGAUUGGACGAUAUCCUCAUUAAAAUUGGAGACGAGGUGA